Poecilia latipinna (sailfin molly) is the source of this 1400-nucleotide messenger RNA. Its product is annotated as protein asteroid homolog 1-like. The record is from RefSeq and is a predicted model, not a curated record. The transcript has a single exon. NCBI's taxonomy places the organism in Eukaryota, Metazoa, Chordata, Actinopteri, Cyprinodontiformes, Poeciliidae. The annotation marks the transcript as partial.
ACAUGGCUUCACUCUCCUCUUAAUGAAACCAUCACCGCUCAGCGGUCCAAUCUCCCUGUUCUGUGGUUCGUUUCAGGUCUGGAUCAGAACCACGGUGGGGAGUACGCCGCCUACAGGACUGUGAUUGAGACUUUCAUCGCAGCUCUCAGGUCCUGUGACAUCACUCCCUACGUGGUUCUGGAUGGAGGUUCUGAUGUCACAGACAAAAAGUUGGAAACGGUAACAAAGCGGCGCGAGGACCGGAUCCGGAAAGCUCAUGAAGCAGCGGUCAGCGGUACAACGAUGCACAUCCUCCCCCGAAUGGCCCAGGUGGUCUUCAUACAGACGCUGGCCCGGCUGCAGGUUCCGCUGGCCCAGUGUUUUGCAGAAGCUGACCAGGAGAUAGCAGCGCUGGCAUCAGAAUGGUGCUGCCCGGUUCUGUCCAACGACAGCGACUUCUUCGUCUUCGACCUGCCGGCGGGGUUUCUGCCCAUCAGCCACUUCCUCUGGCGGGAGGUGAGGCAGAGCGGCUCUCAGAGCUCCAUCUGCUGCAGGAGGUACUGCACCUCCAGCUUCUGCAGCUUCUUCGGACUCCGGCGCCAGCUCCUGCCAACCUUCGCCGCCUUGGCGGGUAACGACUACGUGAAGCUGAGAGGGAUCGACUGGACUCGGUUCGUCCACGCCGGUACCGGCACAGAGGCCUGCAGCCGCCUGGAGGGGCUGCUCUGCUGGCUGAAGGGGCUCCAGGAGUCCCGGGAGCCCCUGGAGGUCCUGGAGGAAGCACUGGGCCUGAUGGGGGACCUGAGCGGGGACAAGCAGGAGCUCCUCCAGAACCUGCGUCUGGGGAUGGAGGAGUACCAGCUGGGUCGGAGCGCUCUGAGCCGCUUCUUCCUUCAUGGAGCGCCGCCUGAGUUCCCAGCACUGGAGCAGGUGACGAACUCCGUAUUUCUGUUCAAGAUACUUUUUUGAUCCUAGCAAGGAAAUUAGUUUGUCCAGAAGCUGAAACAUAAUAAAAAUACACAUAAAAUAAAAACUAAAUAUGUUAGAAAUGACCAGAUGUGAAAUCCAGUGCGAUCAGCCAGACGCUGAGUGAAGGGCGGGCGGCUCCAGGGUGGGACGCUCAUUCCGGGUCCAGACUCCGAUGACCGAAUCGGCCCUGCUGUCCAGUCGCUUCUGCCACCCAAGCAGACAACAGAACUCAUCACUUUCAGCACAGACCUGACUUUACAGCAUGUAGACCGACUCACAGCACACUGUGAGCUGGCAAAGAAAGCAUGUCAUGAAGUUGAGCAGUUGAGGUGGUGAGGAAUAAACGCAACAGGCCCAGGGUGACGUCAUAAUGGAGGCAGGAAAACAAAAUCCAGAAUUCACAGGCAGCACAGGGAACCAGCGGGCCAGGCUGCAGACGGACAGCUACACAA